Sporothrix brasiliensis 5110 is the source of this 1713-nucleotide messenger RNA. RefSeq lists its product as uncharacterized. The transcript is spliced from 2 exons. Gene Ontology annotation, biological process: intracellular signal transduction; peptidyl-serine phosphorylation. Gene Ontology annotation, molecular function: protein serine/threonine kinase activity; ATP binding. The record is from RefSeq and is a predicted model, not a curated record. NCBI's taxonomy places the organism in Eukaryota, Fungi, Ascomycota, Sordariomycetes, Ophiostomatales, Ophiostomataceae. Bases 1 to 1713 code for a protein of 570 amino acids.
AUGGACUCUACUAAAGACGAGGCCUCUCGCCAGAAUCGCACUUUCUCCGGAAACGCAACCAGCGUGAAGAAAUUUGGACACUUGCUCGCAUUCGCUCGUGCCCCAGUGGCAAUCUUCCGAGACCCUACCUGCAAGAAGCGCUCCGUAUCAAGCCCCGUCGCUGUCCUGCCUGGGCCCGCAGCCCGGGGUAGCUACUACAUGAAAUACUACCAGUGCAACAACUCGUUUGUGAUUACCAAACCGACAGCGCUCGACCUGCAAAUGCCCAGCGCUCCGCAGUCUUCCGAGUCAACCGCGACGCCGACUAGCGGCAGCCAAACGCCGCCUUCAAACAACGGUGCGUCUGACACGCAACCAUCGACAAUCGGAUCGCCACAGCUACAAUCGGUCAACAUCAAGAAAGACGAGCCCAUGGUAGACAUUGAUAUCGACUGCAAGAGCAUCUUUCCGACGCCGACUCUUUCGACUGCCAAUGUCGACCUUGACCCCAAAUUGGCGCCUCCCGUCAAAGAUCCCGUCAAGGCGGUCACGGUAGAAAAAGAGGCUUAUGUGCCGGUGUUGUCUCCGCCUCGAGAGACAGCUCUUUCCGGAGUUCGCCCUGGGGACUGUCGUCUGAACAAUGGGCCAAAAGAUUCAAACGCACUUAUCACCAUACCUGACAAACCGGUCGUUCUGGAGAGGCCCUCGGUAGUAACUGUCGAGCUAGCUGCUGCAGCCAAGAUAUUUCUUGAGAUACACUACAAUGAGCUCCUCCGUGGGCCGACACCCCGGGCUCUAAGGGCUUACCAUGUAGAGACUCAGCUUGUCAACGCACGGAAUCUGACCUCUGGGGGGCGACAAGCCUAUCUCGAAGCAUUUUAUCGAGCAGAAUCCUUCCAUUUGAGGGAAAACCGCGUUCUCAAGGCAAGGAGUACCCGGUCUCUCCUCUUAGAUGAGGGCAACGGGCCCUCUCUUUUGCAUGCGUCAAUAUGCGCAGCAGACUUUGAGAUGCUCAAGAUCCUCGGCAAAGGAAGCUUCGGCACCGUCCGGCUCGUCCGUGAAAAGCCGGCCGCGUUCGACAGUCUUGCUGUCGCCAAGGAAAAGCGCAAGCAGGUGUACGCAAUGAAAGUCAUCCGCAAGUCCGAAAUGAUUCGUUCGGGGCAGGAAGGCCAUGAUGUCGCCAACUUGUAUCUUGUCAUGGAGUACAUGCCUGGCGGUGAUUUCCUCGGUCUGCUUAUCCGAGAAAACAUUCUCGACGAAGCAGUUACCCGAUUUUACAUUGCAGAGAUGAUUCUUUGCGUUGAAGAAGCACACGCUCUGCAGUUCAUUCACCGAGACAUCAAGCCCGACAAUUUCCUGAUCAGCGCAUCAGGCCACUUAAAAAUCUCAGAUUUUGGCCUGGCAUUUGACGGCCACUGGAGUCAUGACUCUAAGUAUUACAGCAGCACACGAUACUCGCUGCUUCAGAAUCUUGGCAUUUAUGUACCGGGCGAUGAGUUGGACCGACAGAAAGAUGAGAGUGUCGGAAGGCCCGGGACGAUGGUAUGCAGUAGCAGCAUGAUGUCAAGCUUGGAGAAACACCAGCGACCGCCAGAUGCCGACAACAAAGAGCCGAUUCUCCAGUGGCGGAACAGAUGCGGCAACCAUUAUUCGGCGACAAGCGUCGUCGGCACAAGUCAGUACAUGGCACCAGAAGUCGUCAGGGGAGAAACCUACGACGGCCGCUGUGAUUAG